AUGGGGCUCCUCGGUGGCAUCGUAACAGCCCUCUAUGCUUCUAACGUGAUAGCCACAAAGGAUUCUUCGGAAAAUUUUGACGUAUUGAAAUAUGUUGAUCCGUUGAUUGGCACUGCGAAUGGAGGCCAUGUAUUUGCUGGCGCGACUUUGCCGUUUGGUAUGGCCAAAGCAGUGGCGGACACAACAGGCGAGAAUCAAGCUGGCUUCGCUUAUGAUACCAAGGUUGUGACCGGGUUCUCACACAUGCAUGAUUCUGGAACUGGCGGCUCCCCGUCAAUGGGAAAUUUUCCCAUCUUCGCGCAAGGAAAUUGCCCGCAUGACGACAUUAACCAGUGCAAUUGGCAACAAUCGGACAGAGCAGCUGUCUGGGACAGAAAGUCCCCUGAAGCUCGCCCGGGCUAUUUCAGUAUCUCAUUAGCGAAUGGUGUUCAAGCGGAAAUGACGACCACGAAUCGAUCUGCUUUAUAUCGGUUCACUUUCAACAAAACCUCCGGUCAGUCGCUCAGUCCAGUGGUUCUUCUAGAUUUGAUGGAUUUACCGCAAUCUCGAACAAGUGGAAGUGCCGAUGUGGACCAAUCGACUGGGCGUAUCACGGGAAGCGGUACUUUCAGUCCGAGCUUUGGUAUUGGCAGUUACAAGUCCUAUGUCUGUGUUGACUUCAAAGGAGCAGAGCUUCGUGAAACAGGCACCUGGGAGAAAAACCAAGCAAACAUCAACAGGCGGACAUUGACACUCGGGGCUGACGCAUCAUCCACUCUCUCAGCUGGUACAUUUGCCAGAUUCCACGCCCCCAAAGACAACAGUAUUCUUGCUCGCGUUGGCGUUAGCUUCAUCAGUGUUCACCAGGCUUGCUCGAACGCGGAGCGAGAGCAACCCGACUUUGACUUCAAGGGCACCGUUUCCGCUGCUGAAUCUGCUUGGCGAAAGAAGUUGGAUGUCAUCUCCGUAGAUGCAGAUGGAGUUUCAUCAGAUCUACAAACGGUCUUUUGGAGUGGAGCAUACCGAACAUUCAUCAGCCCUCAAGACUAUACCGGUGAAAACCCCCUCUGGGAAAGUGACGAGCCGUAUUAUGACAGCUACUAUUGUAUAUGGGACUCUUUCCGCAGCAUUCAUCCACUGCUGACCCUGGUUGAUCCUUUUUCACAAUCCCUCAUGAUGCGCAGCUUGAUCGACACCUAUAGACACGAAGGGUAUCUGCCUGACUGUCGCAUGUCACUUUGCAAGGGAUUCACGCAAGGCGGGUCCAACGCAGAUGUGAUUAUGGCAGAUGCGUAUCUGAAAAAGGUUCCGGGUAUCGACUGGGAUACUGCAUAUGAAGCUGUUGUCAAGGAUGCGGAGGUAGAGCCCAAAAACUGGGAUGUGGAAGGCCGCGGUGGCUUGCGGAGCUGGCAAAGUCUCGGCUAUAUUCCCUUUGAUGACCAUGACCCUGAUGGUGAAGGUACACACACUCGGAGUAUAUCGCGGACGGUGGAAUAUGCCUAUAAUGACUUCUGCAUUGCCGAGAUGGCACAGGGCAUGGGCCAUCAGUCCGACUAUGAGAAAUACACGAAACGGUCUGGAAACUGGGUCCACAUGUUCAAGCCCGACCAGAAGUCAAGCAUCAACGGGGUCGACACCAACUUCACUGGAUUCCUACAGCCUCGAUACACGAACGGCACGUGGGGCUACCAGGACCCGAUCUUUUGCAGUCCUCUUUUGAACUUUACCUCAUGUUACCUCAAUCCUGAUGGCCAUGAGACCUAUGAAGGUAGUGCAUGGAUGUAUACCUUCUAUGCCCCCCACGAUAUGGGCGCUCUUAUUAAGACGCUUGGCGGUGCUGAAUCCUUCACCUCUCGGCUAAGCUAUCUCCAUGACUCUGGUUUGCUUUACGUGGGAGAUGAACAGGCCUUCUUACCCGUUUAUCAAUUCCACUACUCAGGACGGCCAGGUCUCUCGGCAAAGCAAAGCCACUUCUACAUUCCAUCCCAAUUCAACACGACAGUCAAUGGUAUCGCCGGUAACGAUGAUAGCGGAGCCAUGGGCUCGUUUGUUGUUCUGAGCAUGAUGGGCCUGUGGCCAGUGCCCGGUCAGGACGUUUACCUGAUCACUCCGCCCUAUUUCAAAGAAGUCAGCAUUCGAAACGCCCUCACCGGAAAGGUUGCCACUAUUCGCAACACCAAUUUCGAUCCUAGUUACAAAUCCAUCUAUAUCCAGAGUGCCAAGUGGAACGACAAACCGUGGACAAAAAAUUGGAUUACCCAUGACUUCUUCACCAAAGGUGGUGUUCUUGAACUUGUGCUAGGUUCCAAGGAGAGUGAGUGGGGAACUCAUAUUCAGGAUCUCCCGCCGAGCUUGAACGAGUAUCAUUGA
This is a messenger RNA of Penicillium expansum, 2349 nucleotides long. Its product is annotated as glycoside hydrolase family 92 protein. Gene Ontology annotation, cellular component: nucleus; cytosol. Gene Ontology annotation, molecular function: peptide-N4-(N-acetyl-beta-glucosaminyl)asparagine amidase activity; carbohydrate binding. Bases 1 to 2349 code for a protein of 782 amino acids. Lineage: Eukaryota; Fungi; Ascomycota; Eurotiomycetes; Eurotiales; Aspergillaceae. Gene Ontology annotation, biological process: protein deglycosylation; glycoprotein catabolic process; carbohydrate metabolic process. The record is from RefSeq and is a predicted model, not a curated record. The transcript has 6 exons.